Seriola aureovittata is the source of this 2500-nucleotide messenger RNA. RefSeq lists its product as uncharacterized. Lineage: Eukaryota; Metazoa; Chordata; Actinopteri; Carangiformes; Carangidae. Bases 16 to 2103 code for a protein of 695 amino acids. The transcript has 13 exons. The record is from RefSeq and is a predicted model, not a curated record.
GAGGUGAAGAAAGAGAUGCGUAUAAAGAGCAGAGAAACUGCUGAGAUUUUAGGGGUUUGGAAGAUUUUUUUAUCUCUUCUGUUGAACCAUCAGACUCCAGGGAGAAAGCGUUGCUCUGUCCGAGUCUCCAGAAUGAUGAAAGUCAGUGUUGUCCUCCUGCUGCUCCUCGUGACACGCUCAGUUUCCACUUAUGAGAAUGUGGCCUUGCGCGGGAAAGCGACCCAGUCAGACCGUUACGAGCACAUAUUUGGAUCUGCCGAAAGCGCCAUCGAUGGAAACCGUGACUCGACAUUUGCGGCGGGGUCGUGCACCCACACCGACGAACACACCAACCCCUGGUGGAGGGUGGACCUGCUGGAGUCCUACAUCGUCACCUCCGUCAUCAUCACCAACAGAGGAGACUGCUGUGAACACAGAAUCAACGGCCUGGAGAUCCACAUAGGAAACUCUCUACAAAAUGACGGUUUAUUAAACCCAAUUGUCGGUUCAAUCCCCGUCAUGGGUGCAGGCGUGUCGUCCACCGUGGAGUUCACUGAUCGUGUGGAGGGACGUUACGUGAUUGUGGCUCUACCAGGUUCAAAGAGGACGCUCACACUCUGCGAAGUGGAAGUCUACGGGUACCGGGCCCCGACUGGAGAGAACCUGGCAGUCGGAGGAAAAGCCACACAGUCGUCUGUGUAUUCGUCUGGCUUUGCUUAUAAUGCCAUAGAUGGGAAUCGUGACAGCGACUGGGAGCAGGGUUCCUGCACUCACACGAAGAAUAACAUCAGCCCCUGGUGGCGACUGGACCUGGGCAAAACCCACAAAGUGUUCUCCGUCAACAUAACAAACAGGGAUGAAAACCCAGAACGACUCCAUGGGGCCGAGAUCCGCAUCGGAGACUCUCUUGAAAACAACGGCAACAACAACACCAGGUGUGCUGUGAUCACGAGCAUCCCGCCAGGUCACGUUGCUGAGUUCCAUUGUAACGGCAUCGACGGUCGCUACGUCAACGUGGUCAUCCCCGACAGAGAGGAGUUCCUCAGUCUGUGUGAGGUGGAGGUGAUUGGAUCCAGGCUGGAUUAUCGAGACACGGAUACAGUUUUGGGAGCUGAAGAAGAGCUGAAUAACUGGACCUCAGGGAUUAAAACAUUUGUUGUCACCAGGAAUCAGGAAACUAUGAAACACACCGUAGUACUCCUUUUGCUGCUGUUCUUGUGGACGUACUCGGCUUACUCUUAUCAAAAUGUCGCUUUGCGUGGCAAAGCGACUCAGUCGCACCGCUUCGAGGGAGAGAGGGAUGUUUUCGCGGCUGCCUACAACGCCAUUGAUGGAAACCGUGACUCCAGUUUCACAGCUGGUUCAUGCUCCCAGACUAUAACACAAACCAAUCCCUGGUGGAGGGUGGACCUGCUGGAGUCCUACGUCGUCACCGCCGUCGUCAUCACCAACAGAGGAGACUGCUGUGCAGAUUGGAUCAACGGGGCAGAGAUUCACGUCGGCAACUCGUUACAGGACAACGGUGCUGCAAACCCAGUGGUUGGUGUAAUCUCUGAAAUCCCUCUAGGGAGCUCAUACGCUCUGAAUAUCACCAGUCAAGUGGAAGGACGUUAUGUGACUGUGGGUCUACCUGGUUCAGACAAGACUCUUUCACUCUGUGAAGUGGAGGUUUAUGGGUAUCGUGCCCCAACUGGAGAGAACCUGGCACUCCAAGGGAAAGCCACACAGAAAACAAUGUUUGAAUAUGGCUUGGCAUACAAUGCCAUUGAUGGGAAUCGCGCCGCCAAGUGGGAAGACGCCUCCUGCGCUCAAACAGAUAAGAUCUUAAUGCCGUGGUGGCGACUGGACCUGCGCAAAACCCACAAGGUGUUUUCUGUUAAGAUAGUCAACCGAGAUCUCUUUGCAGAACGACUCAAUGGAGCCGAGAUCCGCAUCGGAGAUUCUCUUGAGAACGACGGCAACAACAAUGCCAGGUGCGCUGUGAUCUCACACAUCCCGCCAGGUGCUGUUGUUGAAUUCCAGUGUCAUGGGAUGGACGGUCGCUACGUGAACGUGGUCAUCCCUGAAAGAAGCGAAUACUUGUCCCUGUGCGAGGUGGAGGUUUACGGCUCUGUCCUGGAUUAGUUUUGGAGGUUUAAUUCAUCUGCAAGAACUUAGCCGACACUUAUAUUUACUCAAACUAAUCGGAACAAUAGAUUACGCUUGAAUUUGAUUGUUCGCAUGAGAAACAAGUAAAAUUCAUUGCAAUGUCUGGUCUUAGACUAAAACGCUGCCGUCUCAUUCAUUUCAAAGAGACCUAUGGUAAAGAAAGCAGGUUGAAUUGCGCCUGUGUGUGUUUUCUAUUUUAAGCUUUUAUUGAUAAUGCUGUUUUGAGCUCUUUGUAAUGCCAAACUUGUGAACUGCACUGCCUCUGCCUGCUGCUGCAUAAUAUGACAUCUUUAAUCAUUAUAAAAGAGCCUUACAUUUCGGUCUGGAGCAUAACAUUCAUAACAACUGAUAUUAAAGCUUUAACAAGACUGCA